Messenger RNA from Entrophospora sp. SA101, 330 nucleotides. The record is from the annotation of a GenBank genome assembly. Lineage: Eukaryota; Fungi; Glomeromycota; Glomeromycetes; Entrophosporales; Entrophosporaceae.
AUGAGUACUGCUGCGAAAUGGGUUGAUUACGACCCUGAUGAAACUUACGACCUAACGACAGCAUUCCCCAAACUUCAGCUACCUUUGCGUAUGAACAACCAAGACCAUAUCAAGAUUGCCGUUUGCUCGUCGUGCAAAACAGUAAAAAACCAUCGUUUCCCACCUGUAUUAGCAGCAAUACCAGAAGAAAUCAAUGCGGUUCCAAUGGUGUACCGAUCCAAUAAAAGAAAGCCUAAAGAUAAAUCUCCAAGCAAAAAAUCCAAAAAAUCACCAGCAAAGAAAGAAAAUAAAAAUACCAGAUUAAAAAGAAAUUGUAAUAAAAACAUUUGA